Messenger RNA from Carica papaya (papaya), 728 nucleotides. The record is from RefSeq and is a predicted model, not a curated record. Lineage: Eukaryota; Viridiplantae; Streptophyta; Magnoliopsida; Brassicales; Caricaceae.
UACACGCCUAUACAAAACGCAGCGCAGAGACACAGAGAGCUUUCUUCUUCUUCUUCUUCUUCGUUUUCAUUUGAUUUUCUGUGAUUUUGUUUGACAUGUCUCUGCUUUCAGAUCUCGUUAACCUCAACCUCUCAGACUCCACUGAGAAGGUGAUUGCUGAGUACAUAUGGAUUGGCGGAUCUGGCAUGGACAUGAGGAGCAAAGCAAGGACUGUGUCUGGUCCAGUUAGUGAUCCUUCAAAGCUUCCCAAGUGGAAUUAUGAUGGUUCUAGCACAAAGCAAGCUCCUGGAGAAGACAGUGAAGUGAUUCUCUAUCCUCAAGCUAUUUUCAGAGACCCAUUUAGGAGAGGCAACAACAUCUUGGUCAUAUGUGAUGCUUAUACUCCGGCAGGGGAGCCAAUUCCGACAAACAAGAGAUGUGCUGCAGCGAAGAUAUUUAUCCAUCCCGAUGUCUUCGCUGAGGAACCCUGGUAUGGUAUCGAGCAAGAAUACACCUUGUUGCAGAAGGAUGUCAAAUGGCCUCUUGGGUGGCCUCUUGGUGGUUACCCUGGACCUCAGGGACCCUAUUACUGUGGAGUCGGCGUUGACAAAGCCUUUGGCCGAGACAUUGUUGAUGCUCACUACAAAGCCUGCUUAUAUGCUGGUGUCAACAUAAGUGGCAUCAACGGAGAAGUGAUGCCCGGACAGGUGAAAAAAUGUCGAGUUUCAUCGAGUUUUUAUCUUCGUUAA